Stylonychia lemnae is the source of this 1689-nucleotide messenger RNA. Lineage: Eukaryota; Ciliophora; Spirotrichea; Sporadotrichida; Oxytrichidae. The record is from the annotation of a GenBank genome assembly.
AUGGACGGAACUAUACAUAAUACACUUCAGAAUCAUCUUCCACUUCUCUCUCACUAAAAAUCUCAUUCUACAAAGGGAGAUGAUUUAUUGACUCAAACUGUGAUUGAAUUAUAUCUGAAUUUGAAGCAAAGAUUGAAGUAAUUUUCUAGUGGAAAGAUAACUUUAAGCGAUGACACUUCAGCUAAAAAUCAACAGAUAGAUGAGACUGCAGCAUAAGUUGAAGAGGAGAAAAAGAGACUUAGUCAACUUGGUAAUUUAGUAGUCAUUGAUUAUAUAAGAUCUUCAAUGGAUAUACUUUUGAAUUUAAAGAUUGAAAGUGCAAUGCUUGAAUAAAAGGAUUAGAAAAACUAAUACUAGGCAGAUACUUAUAUAAACAGCAGCCGUGGUGGACAUGGAGCUUUAAGCUACGAUAUCGGUACUGAUAGUUAACGUUCGAGUUAAUAAUCAAUAAUGACAUUGAGAGAUGGACCACCCCAGGUUUAUGAAGAAAUCAUUAUAUCAUUAGAAGGUGACGUGAGGAAACAUAUAAGAAUCGAGUAGCAGUUAAAGUUACAUAUUGAGAGUAUCGAAUUCAGACUUGACGAACUCGAGAGCGAUAAUGAAAAAAUGUUGAAGGAAAUCUAAAAUCAUUAGUAAUUCAAUAACUAGUUUCAAAAUGAAAAGAAGAUUUAGAUAGAGUACUUUGAAAAAGAAAUAUCGAAACUAAAACAAGAGUUGAGAGACUAAGAAAGUAAAUUUCAACUUGAGAGCAGAUCUAUGAAAGAAAGAUUUCAAAUUGAAAAGGAUCAGCUAACCUCAGAGAUUCAUAAACUUAAACAGGAAAAUUCUUAAUAGAAGAAUGCUAUUAACAUUAGCAAUCCAAGUAGUAAAAGUCAGCAGUCAAUUUGUAAUUUAUGCCGACAAAUGAUGUCUCCCUCCAGAACUCAAAAUUUUUCAUUGUACAACAUAAAUGAAUAGAUUGUGAAUAGAAGUAAUAGCAAAAAUAAGACAGAUCUAUCCCUUGAUACAAUUGAUAAGAAAUUUUCGAGUAUUGGAGGAGCAAGUAACUCAACCAGUACAAAUAAAAAAAUAUUAUUCAAGAGAACAACUAUAGCAGGUGGAUGUAGCUGUCCUUGCCAAUAUUGUUAAUUAGCUCAUUAAAACACUUCAUCUAACAACAAAGGUAAUUUUACGAAUACUUAAGAUAUGAGUGCAAGUGGGAUCUCUAAUAUCUCUAAUCUUACUUAAACAGGAAUAAUUAAUAACAAUAGCAAUAAUAACUACAUUCAAAAUUAGAAAAAUUUAUUGACUAAUGAUAAAAAAUUAAACAAUAAAUCUAACUUGCAAUAACCACAUCUUAAUAAUUUACAAGCAUUGAAUGAUCAAAAUGAUUUACUUAAAAUGUAAUAAGACAUAAACAAAUAUCUUUUGGUAGAAAAAAGGUAAUCAGGUUCGAAAAACAGACAAAAUGCCUCUAAUCAACCAAUUAAGUUGGGCUUAAGCACGGUGGCUAUUGCUUCAAGUACUCCAGAUAAAAACAUGAAGACAAAUUUUGCCAUUUUAAAUGCAUCUCUGAACUCAGGCUAGAAUAGAAAAAAUAAGAAAAUUGUAAAAUUUGUAACAUCUAAUAACCUAAUAGGUAAAAAAUGGGAGUAAAGUAAAUAAUCAAAGUUCAAUAAUACCGAAUUCAAAUUGGUUCAACUAGAAUGA